This is a messenger RNA of Malus domestica (apple), 1546 nucleotides long. RefSeq names its product patatin-like protein 2. Gene Ontology annotation, biological process: lipid metabolic process. The record is from RefSeq and is a predicted model, not a curated record. Gene Ontology annotation, molecular function: glycerophospholipase activity; monoacylglycerol lipase activity. Lineage: Eukaryota; Viridiplantae; Streptophyta; Magnoliopsida; Rosales; Rosaceae.
AAUCACUUAUUUUUUUAAUUGUUGCUAAUUAUAUUUCAGAAGUGAAUCUGAUUACAUUGCUUCCAUGGUGAUCAUGAUCAGAUGGUCGAAAGUUUACCACUAUCCUUAGCAUUGAUGGAGGAGGAGUGAGAGGCAUCAUUCCGGCAACCAUGCUCGCCUUUCUCGAGUCCAAACUCCAGAAACUGGAUGGGAAAGAUGCGAGGAUUGCAGACUACUUUGACUACAUUGCUGGAACCAGCACAGGAGGCCUUGUUACUGCUAUGAUUACCACACCAAAUGAAAAAAAGCAACCUCUGUUUGAAGCACAUGAACUCAAGAAGUUUUAUUUUGAUGAGAGUCCAUACAUAUUCCCUCAAGAACCGACCAAAACCGCUCGAAUCAUACCUGAGUGGCUUGAAACAUGGGCUGGAUGGGUCGGACAGAAGGUUGAAAAGGUGGCGGAAAUCCUGUCAUGGGUCGAGAAAGAAACGUUACACCCCAAAUACGAAGGUUAUGACCUGCGCGACAGAAUCAGGAAGAUAGUUGGGAAAACACGGCUUCACGAGACUAUAACCAACGUCAUCAUCCCCUCUUAUGAUAUCAAGUUUCUCCAACCAGUCGUCUUCUCCACCUCAGAGGCGAAACGUGAUGAAUUGGAGGAUGUUCUGCUAGCAGAUGUCUGCAUUGGCACAACUGCAGCACCAUACUAUCUCCCUUCCCACCAUUUCACGCACACACCAUCAAAGGGACUCCCGAGAGAAUUUAACCUCAUCGAUGGUGGCGUUGCAGCCAACAAUCCGACUUUGCUUGCAAUCAUUGAGAGUGCUAAGGAGAUGUCACCAAAUAAAAAUGUGGCACAUUGCUUGAAGAACAUUGAUAGUAGCAAGCUUCUUGUUCUGUCCCUGGGAACUGGAUCCUCGAAGAGGGAUGAGAAGCUUGAGGUUGACGAAAAUGAACCAUGGGGAAUCUUUCAAUGGUUUGUAGGCCCAAAAGAUACCACCCCUUUACUUGAUGUUUUGACAACUGCAACAGAAGACAUGGUUGACAUAUACAUGUCUGCUUUCUUCAACGUUUCAGGCUACAAUGAUAACUAUCUCCGGAUCCAGGAUGAUAGCUUGAAAUACACUGAAGCUGUUCUGGAUGACUCCCGCAAAGAAAAUCUCGAGCACCUUGAGAAGAUUGGGAAUCAACUCCUCGAAAAACCUUUUUCAGCACUGAACCUGGAGACCGGCUUGUUGGAACCAAUUAACAACACAUUCAAAUACAAAGACGCACUUGCACAGUUUGCCAAGAAACUGUCGGAUGAAAAAAGAGGACGUCAAACCAGUUCCUCCCGUUGAUAAAAUUUCAUCUUUCUUGUGCCUAGUAUCUAGCUUCUACUAUCUACCUAUGUGCUUGCUGAACAAGUUUGGUUUCCAAGUUUCUAGUGUCCUUGCAAGCCUGCUCGAUCGUAGACUGUGUGUAGUGCAGGUUUUCGUUUCAAACUUUUAGUGGGUUGUACUUCCAUAAAGUAUAUAUAAAUAAAAUGAGGCUCAUCUCAUCUCAUGGCUGUUUGUUCCCAAGAGAU